Molecule: messenger RNA, 1538 nt
Organism: Conger conger (European conger)
Lineage: Eukaryota; Metazoa; Chordata; Actinopteri; Anguilliformes; Congridae
Product: keratin, type I cytoskeletal 13-like
Exons: 8
Coding region: 16-1536 (506 amino acids)
Molecular function (GO): structural molecule activity
Source: RefSeq, a predicted model, not a curated record
UAUGGCUGGGGGUCUAUGGCCGGGUCCACCCGCGGGGGGGGGAUGUCGCGGUUGUCUCACCAGAGCGGGAGUGUGUACGGCGGUGCGGGGGGCCACGGUACUCGCGUAUCCACUUCCGUGGGCAAGCUGAGCUCCGCGGGUGGUGGUGGUGGCGGCUUCAGCUUCGGCGCCCUGGGUGGAGGUGGAGGUGGAGGUGGAGGAGGAGGCGCUGCCUUCUCCCUGGAGUCCGCACUCGAAGGAUCUUCCUUGCCCAUGAAUGAGAAGCAGGCCAUGCAGGGCCUGAACGACCGCCUGGCCCGCUACCUGGAGCGUGUGCGCACCCUGGAGGCUGCCAACGCCAAGCUGGAGGAACAGAUCCGAUCUUGGGGACUCUCCCGCACCAAGGUCACCACUCAGGACAUGAGCGCCCAGCGCCUCGUUAUCAGAGACCUCCGUAGUCAGAUUCUGGCUGCUGCUGCUGUAAACCUUGAAAUAAAUCUUCAGAUUGACAACGUCAAACUGGCUGCAGAUGACUUCAAAAUCAAGUACGAGAAUGAGCUGAGUAUCCGACAAUGCGUGGAGGCUGAUAUCGUUGGACUUAAGAAAAUGAUGAGUGAGCUGACCUUGGGAAAACGUGAUGUGGAGCUACAGUUAGAGGGGGUGAAGGAAGAAAUUGCUUAUCUGACUAAAAAUCACGAAGAGGAGACCAUGUCCUUCCAAGUCCAACUGGGCGGACAAGUGCAAGUGGAGGUGAAUGCUGCCCCUGCAGUGGAUCUCACCACGACCAUAGAUGAUAUCAGGGACCAGUAUGAAACCCUGGUGGCCAAGAACCACAGAGACAUCGAGGCCUGGUUCAAGAAUAAGUCAGAAGCAGUGCAACAGGAAAUACAGGUCACCACUGAAGUCCUCCAGACCAGCAAUGUGGAACUAAGGGACAGCCAGAGCAGCAUGCGCACCCUGGAGCUCGAGUUGCAGGCCUUACUCUCUAUGAAGGCAUCCCUGGAGGGAACCCUGGCGGAAACAGAGGCCCGACACGGCGCCCAGAUGUUCAGCCUGCAGGCCUCGGUGACAGGGCUGGAACAGCAGCUGGUGCAGCUGAAGGCCAACAUAGAAAACAACAGCUAUAAGUAUGAGGAGCUGCUACAGAUCAAGAUGCGGUUGGAAAUGGAGAUCGCAGAGUACAGGAGGCUUCUGGAGGGCGGGGACAUAGGGUAUACCUCUGAGAGCAGUGUUGUGGUGGAAAGCUCUGGCAUCGGGAUGUUAAACUCUGGGGUCGGGAUGUUAAACACUGGUGUCAGUAUGUCAAGCUCUGGUGUCAGUAUGUCAAGCUCUGCUGUCGGACUGGAUACAAAACUUGAACCCAUUGAAACAGCUGAAGAGGCCUCGUCCUCAGUAACAAUCACUAAGAAGGUGGUCACUGUGGUGGAGGAGCUGGUUGAUGGAGUGGUGGUAAGUUCCAGUUCCUCAACCAGCAACACCGUCAUCGCUGAUUCAGAUGCCCCAGGCCAAUGCAUCGUGGAGGGAGAAGAAGUGAGUAUCUCUCCAGUACCAGAGUAACC